Daktulosphaira vitifoliae (grape phylloxera) is the source of this 2602-nucleotide messenger RNA. RefSeq names its product chromobox protein homolog 1-like. The record is from RefSeq and is a predicted model, not a curated record. Gene Ontology annotation, cellular component: pericentric heterochromatin; nucleus. Gene Ontology annotation, molecular function: chromatin binding. The transcript has 2 exons. Gene Ontology annotation, biological process: negative regulation of transcription by RNA polymerase II; chromatin organization. NCBI's taxonomy places the organism in Eukaryota, Metazoa, Arthropoda, Insecta, Hemiptera, Phylloxeridae. Bases 190 to 801 code for a protein of 203 amino acids.
GUUCUACUAUGUUAUUAUUUAACGAGAAAGCCGAAAUCAUCAUUUUUCUUAUAAAUUUUAUUUGAGUAUUUAAUUUACAAGUGUUUUAUCAUUGGAUUUAACAUUUUUAUUAAACGUCUAUCGAAGACUGUUUGUUGUGAAGCUAUUCACUUAGACUGUAUUAUCUUCAUAGUUUAGCAAGUAAUUAAAAUGAAAGAUACUCCAGUUGAAAAAGAAGCACAAGAUGCUGGGUCUGGCUCUGAAAAUGAACCAGAAGAAGAAGAAUAUUCCGUUGAAAAAAUUUUAGACAAACGUUUCAAAAAUGGUAAAGUAGAAUAUUUUUUAAAAUGGAAAGGUUAUUCAGAUGAAGAUAACACUUGGGAACCAGAAGAAAAUCUUGAUUGUCCAGAACUUAUUGAAGAAUUUGAAGAAAAGUUAAAGCAACGAAAGGAAAAAGAAAAAAAACCAAAAGAUACUCCAGAACGUGGACGAAAACGUACUCUAUCUAAUUCUAAUACUUCUGCAACAGAUGCAGGUCCUUCAAAAGAACGUAGAAAAGCAUCACCGGCUAAAACAAAGACAAAUACUGAAGAAGAAGAAACUAAGGGAACUUCAGGUUUUCAACGUGGUCUUGAAGCAGAAAAAAUAAUAGGAGCUACUGACACUAGUGGCCAAUUGAUGUUUCUAUUAAAAUGGAAGGGUGUAGAAGAGGCAGAUUUAGUACCUGCUAAAACAGCCAAUGUAUUGUGUCCACAAGUUGUUAUUAAAUUUUAUGAAGAAAGACUUACAUGGCAUAGCCCGCAGAACAAAAAUGGGGUUUAAUUGUAUAAGUAGACUAGUAGACGAGUUCUUUAUUUAUAAAGGGCUCAAAAAUAUUCUUUUUGAAUUUUUAUUUAAUCUAAUUUUAUGAUAUUAUGGAAAAAGGUCCCAUAAAAAAAAAAAAAACAGUCCAAUCUAAGUGUAACUUUUUAAAUAUUUGUAAGUUUUUUUAUAAUGUUGUAAAAUUCCUUGAAAAUAAUGAAAUGUCAAAUAUCUACUUUUGUUUGCCUCAAAAACAAAAUAGUAUUUUAAGUUGUUUACUAUGUAUUUUUAAUGUUGUGAUGAAACAUUUCAAUAUUUCUAUAUAACUAUUAUUAACAUAACGACAUAAAUUAUCUUAUACAAGUCUUCUUAUGUUAUAUUAAAACAUUCAGUUAAUUAGUAUAAUGCAGUUUUUUUUGUUUAUUUUGUUCUUUUCUAAUAUAAAUAAGUGCAUUUGUAAUUUUUUAAGUUAUGGUAUUUAAUCCUACUAUAAUGUGGGUUAGUAUCUAGAUUUGAUAACUCGUAUUCUUGACUUAUUAUAUAUAGAUUAAUUAAAAGAAAAUCUUAGUUAUUAUUUAAUUAAUUUGAACAAUUAGUUACCAUAGUAAUUUUUAAAACCUAAUUACUAAAUAAUUAAAUAUUAAUUUUAAUCUAUCUGAUUAUGAUAUAAGUUUUUAAAGCGCAUAAAUGUAGGACAAUAGUAAUUUUACUAUCAACAAUUUUUAGACUAAUUUUAUACAUAAUUUGUAGUGCAGAUUCCAAAUCUGGCUUCAGGUUUUUAGUCAUAUUAUUUUAAGAUAGUUACUAAUUAGAAAUUAAACAAUAAAAUUAUUAUAUGAACCUGAAAAUAAAAUUAAUUUUCUUAGUUUAAUUAACGAUGUUUAAAUGUAUAAAAUUUGUGGCUUAUCUAUCAAGGUUAGCUAUUUAUAAACCUUGUUUGAUGAACAUUAUUCAGAAAAAGUUUUCACUAACUAUUAUGGAUAAUAAUUAUGAAAUUGCUAUCAGUUAAUACAUUACUUUUUUCAAGAAUAUCAAAUUUUUAUCUUUUACAUAAUAAAAAACCCAAAAAAAUGAGCUCAAAAACUUUUUCUUUCAAAACUUUAAUUGUAUACAAGUAAACUAUGCAAUAGAAUAUUAAGGUAAAUAAUUUUUGGACCUGAAAUCAAACUAACUGUAAAAUUGAGUUCCUGGUGUAUAAAUAUUUUAGUAAAUAAGUUUUUUGACUAUCAAAAAAGCCAAAUAAAUACUAGAUAGUUUGUGUUAACUGAACCUUUAGAGUUGGGCUCAAAACAUCUUUUUCAUACUACUUCAUUUAAAUAUAAGUUAUACAUGGUUGCCAUUUUUUAGAAUUGCAUAACAGGAUAAUCAAUAAGACAAAAAAAACAUUGACUGUUAUUUUUAUUAAAUAUAUUUAUUCAUAAUAAGAUAUUAAACAUAGUUGUUCACAAAGUAUUAGUUUGAUACAUACAUAUUUAUUAUAAAACUAUUUAUCAUAGUAUACAAAGGCAUAAUUUGGAAAAUUUCUGUGGGAACUAUAGUACUAUACUCUAUUAGUUGGAUUGGGUUAUAGUCUGGGUAAUUUACUUGGUGGGUUGCUUUUUUACCAUAUUAUUCCUUGUCACCAGACUAAAAAUAAGAGAGGAAGAUAGACUCCAAGGUCUAUCUAUAAUUGAAGCUAAAUUGACUAAUGUUUUUAUAGCUCAAUAUUUCAUAAUUUAGAUAAAUUCGAAUAAUAAUUUACUUAUAGGGUUUCCUAAAAAUAAUCCUGAGGCUAAUUAAAUACAGCUAGAUUAGUUCUGAGAGUCCUGUGUGGUUCUCCCCA